AUGGGCCAGCACUUCCAUCGACCUCUACAGCUCCACAUGACCAGCGUAAAGAACGAGAAGAUGGACAUAUCACCUUUCGCCUGCAGCGUUCGACUUGAAGUGCCGGGGCCAGCGGCGGCACAAUGGCGCAAAAAACGCACGCAGCGCCAUUCAAACCGCCCGAUAAAUGAAAACACAAUAAUAAUUCUGUCCGAACGGCCGCGGAGCGACGACGGAACUGGAACGGACGCGGCGCUUUGCGCUUCUGGAGUGUCCUCGUCGCGGAUUAAAAAAAUGGACUCGAACGACGCAACCAGAGAUCGAUUUAAACCUGUCGGCGAAACGGCAGAUUGGCGAAGUUACAUAGUUGGGCAAAGGUUCUUCUGCACAGAGUACUCAAAGCGGGUCUGCAAAUUUCACAAAUCUCUGAAUUUACAAUCAUCUUUUGUUACGCAGAUUUUCAUGACGUUUCCCUUAAUCGCCGAGCACGAAAAUCGGGAUUUAUCAAUCGGGAUUCAUCGGGAUUCGGAGCCAGGUGGUCGAGCGUGUGGAGUUACAGUCGAGCGCCCGGUCACUAAGUUACGCCGCGCCGUUCUGUUAGAGGCCUCCAUAUACCCCGAACACUUGCGUCGGGAGGCGACGUCCCGGCCAUCGGCACCGGUGGCCUUUUUGCCCGGCGAAAAAGUUCUAUUUGUCGGCAUCGCGGCGGUGCCGGCGUGGAAAUAUUACAGCUCUGAUCUGUAUAAUGGGUUGGGUGUGGGCGGGGCGGGGUCUGCUGGUGUCGGGGGCGACGCCAUUGGCGGUAGAGAGAGGCAGGGGGGGCGCAGAGUUGUGCUAAGGCCGACGGAGGGCACCCCUCGUCACAGUUGGCUCGGACCGCGCUGUGUGCGCAUCGCGUCAGUGCCCGCGAAGACGUUUAUA
Messenger RNA from Iphiclides podalirius (scarce swallowtail), 900 nucleotides. The record is from the annotation of a GenBank genome assembly. NCBI's taxonomy places the organism in Eukaryota, Metazoa, Arthropoda, Insecta, Lepidoptera, Papilionidae.